AAUAAACGCGAUAAACAUUUAACAUGUGCUGUGUUGGUAUAUAAGGUCGUCACUAAUGUUAAUUACUAAUUAGUGUGUAUUUAAAAAAUUGACUUGAGAUGUGUUUUGAAAUAUAUAAUAUAAAAAAUUCCUACGUAAACUAGAAAAAUGCUACCUGGAUACGGAGCUGUGACACAAGCCCUUUUGGGCACGCUCCUGACGUGGGGUUUGACUGCCGCUGGAGCCGGCUGUGUCUUCUUUAUUCGAGGAAAACAUAGGAAAGUACUCGAUGUCUCACUGGGAUUCGCAGCAGGUGUUAUGACGGCAGCAUCUUAUUGGUCGCUUUUAGAACCAGCUAUUGAAAUGUGUAAAGAAUCUGGAAUGUAUGGUGAUGAAGGACAGUUCGCAUUCGUACCUGUUGCUGUGGGAUUUCUUUUUGGAGCUAUAUUUGUUUUUGGUACAGACCGGUUCCUGGAUUAUCUAGGAAUAAGUUCAACAAAUAUGAUGAUAAGUAUAACAAAGAGCAAAGAUUCCAAAGAAAAGCUCGAAGACUUGGAAAUGAUGACGGCAUUGAACCGUCGAUCAUCGAAUCCCACAGUUGUUACGAUGGAGGCAACUCAGCCAGUCGAGUUCGCAGAUUGCAUCUCAAACCAGCACACGGCUCAAAGAAGAAGGCACCAUCACUCACAACAUUCACUUAAAAAUGGUGAAGUUGGUGAAGGUGAUAGAAGAGACAGUGUUAUGCGGUCACUAGAAGCACGUCAGUCUCAGUGGAAGAGGAUAAUGCUUCUGGUAGUGGCCAUCACAGUCCAUAAUAUACCAGAAGGUUUGGCUGUGGGUGUGGCUUUUGGAGCCGCUGCAUCAUCCAGUAAAGCCUCAUUUCAUAGUGCCAGAAAUCUGGCGCUGGGCAUUGGCAUCCAGAACUUCCCUGAAGGACUAGCUGUGAGCCUGCCUCUUCAGUCAGCUGGCUUCUCAGUAUGGAGAGCCUUUUGGUACGGCCAGCUGUCAGGUAUGGUGGAGCCAGUCUUCGGGGUGCUUGGCGCUGUGGCUGUUGCGUAUGCGCAACCAGCUUUGCCCUACGCACUGGCCUUCGCGGCGGGUGCCAUGAUAUACGUAGUAGCUGAUGACAUCAUCCCUGAGGCGAAUGCGUCGGGUAACGGCAAGUUGGCUACGUGGGGCUGCAUCAUCGGUUUCCUGGUGAUGAUGUGUUUAGACGUAGGCCUUGGGUAAUCGAACAAAUAUACAAUCACGCUGUGCCUUUCACGACUUCAUUUGAGACAGUAUACGUAAAUUUUAGACACAUUUUUGAGUUUGACAAUGUAAUAAUGAUAUAUCUUAGUGCCGUACAUCGCUUUACGAAACAUACAGGGGUAUGAUAUUUGUCGCAGAUUUUCGUUAACAUGUAUUCGUAAAAUUUUCUUCUGUUUUAACUCCGUUUAGUACUGAAAAUUCGAAGUUGUUUUUGAAGUUUUUAAAGUUUUGUGUUUUUACGCUUAGUGCGUAAAAGAGUAGGCAUUGACGUUAAAAGCCAUUUGGCUUUUAGAACCUGAAUUAACUCUUUAUUUCUUUAACUUUCGUAAAAGAUCGCAAUGUAGCGACUUCAUUACUUCUAUAUACGCACUAACCACAGCUCUCGUGACUACUUUGGGUAAGAUUCAGAAACGAGUACGCAAUUUUUUUUGGAUUUUUAUUUAGGAAGUGAUUGUUCGCGCUUCUUUCUGAAUCUCACCCAAAGAGUCUACAAUAUGGCUGUAAAAUUUCUGUAGAAAAUGAUUACAACACAUUUAUUUUGCAAUAGACUUCGCUAAUGAGAAUGAGUUUCUAAACUACAAUAUAAUAAUGAAGUUUUAGUACGUUGUUUUCUCAAAUGGAUAUAUUUCGAGCGUGCUAAUGGAUUGAUUUGCCAAAUGUUACUGUAUAUAGUAUAUAGGUACUAGCUUAUUUAUAAACGUACUUAAUCUUUUGAUAUAUAUUCGCAAUAGAUAUGAUUAUUUAAUGCUCAUAGUACGUUUAUCAAUAAGAUCUCCCGUGAAUGAAUGUAAAACAAAAGAUGGCGCGAUUCGUUUGUUUGUGAUUGGUUGAAGGGAUCGUGUCGCGUGUCUGUGAUUGUUCAUUGACCAAUCAGAACGCGUUAUCAUUUUUUUUACAUUCUUGUAACGUAAAUUUAAAGUGUAAGUGUAAAAAUAUGAAAGUAUUCUUUAAAAUUAGUUUUAUUUUCUGAUUUAUUUGACGUUGGCUGUAAAUAGCUGGAAUAGGAGAUUUAUAUUUAUUUUGAAGAAUUUAUAUGCGAUCGAAAUGUUAUGAGUACCAUUUUGUUGCGUUUAAUACCUAUUCGUACAAAGUACUUAUUGUAAUUUAGUCGUUUAAUGUAUUUUUAACGAAUUUGUUAUGUAAUUAAAAGUUAAGUAUACAGCA
Pieris napi is the source of this 2394-nucleotide messenger RNA. It is a transcript of the gene Zip48C, whose product is annotated as zinc transporter ZIP11. The transcript is spliced from 7 exons. Gene Ontology annotation, cellular component: membrane. Gene Ontology annotation, biological process: zinc ion transmembrane transport. The record is from RefSeq and is a predicted model, not a curated record. Gene Ontology annotation, molecular function: zinc ion transmembrane transporter activity. NCBI's taxonomy places the organism in Eukaryota, Metazoa, Arthropoda, Insecta, Lepidoptera, Pieridae. Bases 148 to 1209 code for a protein of 353 amino acids.